ACGACCGGAUAAACGGUGCCACCGGGUUUCCUGCGACAGCGCGUCCCGUGGUCUCUCUCGCUGACUCGUCAAGCCGCCAAGCCGAGCCGAGCCAGCGGCGACCAUUUGGCCUGCUGCUCCUCUUCCUCCGCCCACCUGCUCCUCGGGCGGACCUCCCUCGCCUCCGCCCGUCCGCCCGCCUUCUCGCCGGAGCAAGUCAGGCCGGGUCGCCUCUCCGGGAGCAUCUGCGUCCUCGCCGCCGGAUCCCACCUCUGUCCGCCCCAGCUCGUCGCCGCCGGACACCCCCAACCUCGCCAAUCCCGGAAUGAGAAUCCAACAGCCAGGCAUUCAUGUGGAUCCUGGCACCCCUACCGGGAGAAAAUCACCGGAGAUUACUACAACUAGUCCACUCGUGAAUGGAGGAAAGGGUAAACUCUGGGAUGAGAUUGGAGGACAAAGUGCACUUGCAAGUCCCAUGAGGAGAGAGAUUGGGAACAGACCUUUGAUGAGGUCCUUCUCUGUUGAUGAGGUUGACUUGGAAGAUGUUGAGGCCUCAAAAGAUCGAGAUAGGCGGUCGCACUUCCUCAGGCUCCCAAACAUUCAGAAUCAAUCUCUUAUAUCUGGUCUUGCUUACUGCAUAGCAUCCUGCAGCAUGAUUUUAGUUAACAAGUUUGUUUUGUCUGGCUAUGGUUUUAAUGCUGGAAUAUUUCUGAUGCUUUACCAGAACAUUGUAUCAGUGACCAUAGUUUCCACACUGUCCCUCUCCGGUGUUAUCCCAACUGAACCACUAACAUGGAAGUUAAUCAAAGUUUGGUUGCCUGUGAACAUCAUAUUUGUCGGAAUGCUAAUUACAAGCAUGUUUAGUUUGAAGUACAUCAAUGUUGCGAUGUUGACUAUAUUGAAGAAUGUCGCCAAUGUUCUUACUGCUUCUGGGGAAACCUACUUCUUUAAGAAGCAGCAUGAUAGACAAGUUUGGAUUUCUCUAAUGUUGAUGAUAAUCUCAGCCAUUGCAGGAGGAGUAACAGAUCUGUCAUUUCAUGCAGUUGGCUAUACAUGGCAGAUCUUAAACUGUUUUUUAACAGCAUCAUAUUCGCUUACAUUGAGGCAUGUAAUGGACAGUGCGAAGGAGGCCACCAGGUCCGGGAAUUUGAAUGAGCUUUCAAUGGUUUUACUGAAUAAUGUUCUUUCACUACCAUUGGGAGUUAUCCUCGUGCUUGGUUUUAAUGAAGUGGAGUACCUCUUGGAAACGCCUCUCCUGAGGAUGCCUACGUUUUGGAUAGUCAUCACCGCCAGCGGGGUUUUGGGGCUCGCUAUCAGCUUCACUUCGAUGUGGUUUCUUCGUCAGACAAGCGCAACAACAUAUAGCCUUGUGGGCUCCCUCAACAAGAUCCCUCUCUCCAUUGCCGGGAUCCUUCUCUUCAAAGUCCGCACGAGCAUGGAGAAUUCCAUAAGCAUUCUGUUUGGGCUACUAGCGGGAGUGUUCUUCGCCAGGGCGAAGUUGCGCGAAAGCUCCCAGUCAUAAGCUGCUGCUCGCAGAUCCUACGGAGGGCGAAGCGGGCCGCCGCUCCCUGGAAUCGGGCCUCUGGGAAACUUGUGCAGGCGUGAGGUUGUUUCCCAGCUGGCAAAGGCAAGAGACAGCGUCAUGUUGGUUAGUUAGCCCGGUGCUUCGUUUUGUUUUUGCUCUCGAAGCCGUCCUGGCCUGGCCUGUCGUGGCUCCUGUGGUUGGUGGUGGAUGGUGGCAUAUAUACGUCCUCCUCUGUAAGAUACACACACGGUUAGAUGCUGCUGAAAUCCCAGGCAUGCAGCUGGGGGUAUAGAUCACUGGGUAAAUACACACCGGGUAGUAAUUCUUGGGGGGCCGAGGUCCUCCUCAGCUGGGCAGAUCGCUGCUGUAUAUUCUCUCGUUAUCCUGGAGACACGGUAUCUACCGGCUACUCUGAAAAACUGGGCCAUGGGAGGGUGGGGUAUUCGCUUGAGAAAGGCCUCUCGUUUCUGGGUUCUAUCCACAGUGUUUUUCAUUGCUGGUCACAGGUGCAUUCACCUCAAGCAACGGCACGCGUGUUGUGUCCUA
Hordeum vulgare subsp. vulgare (domesticated barley) is the source of this 2050-nucleotide messenger RNA. Its product is annotated as GDP-mannose transporter GONST1-like. Gene Ontology annotation, cellular component: Golgi apparatus. The transcript has 10 exons. Gene Ontology annotation, molecular function: antiporter activity; GDP-mannose transmembrane transporter activity. The record is from RefSeq and is a predicted model, not a curated record. The coding region runs from base 305 to 1501 and encodes 398 amino acids. NCBI's taxonomy places the organism in Eukaryota, Viridiplantae, Streptophyta, Magnoliopsida, Poales, Poaceae.